Molecule: messenger RNA, 9750 nt
Organism: Mizuhopecten yessoensis (Yesso scallop)
Lineage: Eukaryota; Metazoa; Mollusca; Bivalvia; Pectinida; Pectinidae
Exons: 8
Coding region: 691-3597 (968 amino acids)
Biological process (GO): signaling
Cellular component (GO): postsynaptic specialization; glutamatergic synapse
Molecular function (GO): molecular adaptor activity
Source: RefSeq, a predicted model, not a curated record
UGUAUACACGCUGGAAAAUUGCCUCUGUAGCCAUCCCCACCCUUACCUCUGCAUGUUCUCAAUUGGUCAUUUCAAAAAAUUAGUGAAAUAAGUGGAAUGGCAGACAUGGGAUUGGGGCAGUUUGAGAUGCUGCUACAACAUUCUGAGGUAUAUCUCUCCCAGUGAAAGGAUGGCUGUUUAAAUGUCCUCAGGAAUGCCUAGACUUACCUGUGGGCCGUGAUACCGAGCUGCACAAUCUUGUUUCAUGUUAUGGUUUCUAAAGGUGAUAUUUGAUGUUCCUGAUAGAUGAUUGGAUGCUUGAUGGUGCACAGUAGGAUUUUUGUAGAUGAGGAUAUGCAGCUUUUGUGUUAAAAUUCAAUAUAGAUCUGUAUGAGGAGAACAUGUCAACACAAUCCAGCUGAAAUGUUGUACCUGUGUCAGUGAUACAGUGAGUUAACAGUUUCUCUGUGACGCUCAGGAUCAAUAUCAAGUGUGUUUGAGCAAGUGUACUGAGGAUUGAUUCAUAACUGGUGUACUUUUGACACAUUGUCACUGUCAGUAGAUCAAAAUUGUCUACCAGGAACUCUGGUGGGAAACAACUAACUGGAUCUGGCUGUGUCUUCAUUGUGAUGGUGAUUAUUGUUGGAUGGACAUCAUGGAUCUCUGGGAGAAUAGAUACCACACGUUCAUAAUUUGGCCGACUGGUUAACAAUGGAUACGCUUGCUCCACAAUCAGUAUUAGAUAGUAGACAUAGAGAAGGUACACCAGUCUCGUGGCGGGUAAAUCCGGACCGCCUCACGAGAGCCACUAGUCCCGGACGUCUGACAAAGCGUCCAUCUAACGAGAACAUAGAGGAAGUUUUGUUGUCGAGAAUUGAUCAACCCUACCGUACAAGUUUCAGUGCAGUAACAACACCGAUCAAGACUAAGCGGCACAGAAGCCGAUCAACUAGUCCUGGCGCUUCUAGUAUGAAAUCAGAGAAAUCAUCUAAGUCAAAUAGAGGUUCAAAACAUGUGACUUACAAUACUAAUGUGACUGUCAGACAUUCAGACUCGUUCGAAAAUCAAGAUUUAUUACAAAGUAGGGUAGAUUUUGACAUGUCUGACAAAGACACUUCAGUGAAAAAGUUGGUAUACUUGGACAGUAUGACUGAUUCAUCUCCUACACAGAAAGAGGAGGCUGUGAUGCCCAGGAAGGAUGAAAAGAAAGAGGACUAUUCCUCACAAAUUCAGGAAGUGACACAGAUGAUUGUGAAUGAAUAUUCAAAAGAUACACCAAAGCAUGAGGACGAAGUGAAUAAAACCUCCACUCCGGCUCCCAAAGUGUACCGUACAAAGCCCCCACUCCCAGGGAAGGGCCGGGGGCGCGGUACUCCCAACGGCAGGCCACCCCUACAUCCUUCUGAUGUCGGACCUCGGAAUGUUGUAGCAUGGGAAUAUGAACAUGACCGCACAAUUAACUACAGGAAGGCAAUGUCCAAUCACUACACUGAUGACAAACACUCCAAGGAUCCGCAUAGGACGCCCCGAGGGGACAGAUCAGAUCAUCCUACUCGAGCAAAAUUGGAAUACCCUGCAGAUCCUGAGCAAAGAGUGAAUCAACCUGCUGACCUGCAACCUAGAAUGGAACGAUCGAGCUCCAUGCCAUUACAACCAGAGGAAGAAACAAAUCGCCUUGCUCCCCCAAAGAGGACUGUAAGUAGCAGUAUAGGAAAUUUCUUCCGUAGGCUUUCUCCAAGACUUGGAAGAAAAAGUAAAAAAGAUCGCAGUAAUGAGUCAAUGUCAACCUUAUCUGACAGUGGACAUGGAGGUUGUGCAUCAGAUGAAAACUUGUCUCGUAGCAAAUUCAGACAGUCUUUUAAGAAAUUUCUUGGACGUGGUUCACCAAAACCUAGAGGCAAAAAGUAUAGCAAAGAUGGGUCCACUUCUUCACUUGCAAAAUCUGAUGUGGAAUUGUUAGACCAUGAACCAAGAUCACGACCUAUUCCCACAUCAUCCAAUCGAAUGAUGGAAUCAAUUAAGCAGAACUCUGACAGGGAUAGAGACGUGUAUCAAAAAUUUAAAGAGAAGCAAUCUCCGAACCAUCCAUUUGAUGCACGGUUGCAGCAGAAACAACAGCCUGUACGGGUGUCAGGGGAGGAUACUCCGCCUGCCAACACCUCACAGCAAAGUGACAGUAGGGAUUACAACCAGUCACCAUCUUCCCCUGACUAUCAAUUGACUGAUAUUCCUGACAUUGUGAUGGAUGUGACGUACGCUGCACCAAGGACUCCCAACAACAUGGCGACCUCUGAACUUUCACCUCACUCUGACUCCAAACCCAUGGCCUACCAUAAAGGUUCAGACAUCGACUUCUCACAGGACAUAGAUCUAACAGUGAGUGAACCGUCGCUUAGUACGACUGAUGCUGUUGAUGGCCACAUAGGACACCAUGGCGAUAAUAUCUUGACCUUGACCUCAGAGCGACCCCUCAGUCCAUUGGCGGCCAGCACGCCAGCAAUUCCUGCUGUAAAAUCGGGACGGCGCACACAGAGCGAACCAACUAACGACAAUGGACUUAACAUCAGCAGCAUGCCAAAGCUUGCAGACAGCGGUGACCUCCCUUUACAGGAGUGUACUAAGUCACCAUCUUAUCUAAAGCUGAGUUGUGCUGUAAGUGGCUACGGUAAAUACAGUCAAUACUCAUCCUAUCGCGACAUAGAGAAACGCUCACCAUAUUCAAGUGUAUCAUCGUCACGGUCGGACUUACUGUCACCAGAUACAAUGCCUGUGACAAAAGUUACUUCCCCUGAUGUGCGAAGGACUAGUAGUGAGUGCGGUUACGAAUUUGGAUUAAUUUCGCCACAGCCCUUGUCAGUGACGUCAUCACUUGGUAGUCAUGGCGACCUACUCAACGGAGAGGAAUUGUGUAAUGGUGUGUCCAAUGGGGACUGUAAUGGAAUGGAAAAUGGACAUAUAUUAUCAGAUGAAAGAUAUCCAACUGGGGACCCAAAACUGGACGGGGCAUACUUCCUGCGACUGACAGAGUUGGAAAUGAACAGUUUAUCAUCCCACUGUGCACACGUGGAGGUGGACCUGCAAUGUGGCGAGCUCCCAGAGGAAGCAAGCGGCAAGAUCCGGGCAGCUAUAGGAAAAGCCAACCUGCUCGUCAAUCAGAAGUGUAAACAGUUCCAGGACCUGUGUAUGCAACAUAUAGAACCAUCCGAGGAUAAGAAACUGCUGAAAGUGGAGGACCUCCAGGGAUUCUGGGACAUGAUCAAACUCCAAAUUGACAGUGUCUAUCGGAUGUUUGCAGAGAUUGAAUUAUCAAGACAAAAUGGCUGGAAAGAACCAACUGCCCAUUCACAGAAUAGCUCGGUCAACUCCAGUCCAAAGUCUGGAAGUCUGUCCCUCAGUAAUGCCAGUACUCCCUCUGGUACCCCCGGUUCCCGGAGACGUGCAAUGAAGGUGAAGGAGACACCGGAGUCCUCGCCAGAAAGAACGGAGAAGAUGAGAGCUGCAGCACGUGCCAGAGAAGAGGCAAGGAAACGAAUGCUUGCAGAAAAACGUGCUGCCAUGCGCCAAAAACAACAGCAGAAGGAGGUGGAGAUAUAUGUGGCUACUGAUAGUGCAAAUUGAAGUCCCACAUGUCCAUUCCUAUCUGUGAAUAUAUGGAGAAGUUGAAAAGUAUUAACCUGUGCCUGCCAUCUUUGCCUCACUUUUUGGACCGAUAGGUUUUUUCGACUCAAGAUGGAAAGAAACAAUCAUAUUUGAGUGUUUGAUGAACAAAUAAAGGAAGCAUCUUGAAAGUGUAUGGUUGGAAGUGAGUGGUGUUGAUAUUUGAUAUAAUCAAUCAACAAUAACUGAAAGGGAUACUACCCUAAAGUGAAAUUAGGAAGAUCAGACCAUACCACUUUUUAUCACUUGUUGAACAAAAAACAAUUUUGGGGAGCGAAAUCCAUACUUCAUGUUUGAGCUAAGAAGGAUAGCAUGGGUACAUACAUUUCGGAUGACAUGGUGGGAUUAUUGGCAGUCCAUCAGUAAGUGAUGAGGUCCACUGGCAAUCAGUUUUUUGACUACUUAAGAAUGGAUGAAUACUCCCCUGGUUUAUAGAUCCAGACAUGUUCUGGAUUAGUGGCCACGUUGAAUGAAAGUUAAUACAUAAACAUUUUUAAGGAUGUAAACAACUGUAGAACAGGUUUACCAGAGUCUUCUCCAUGGUAUAUAUUGUUCCUAUGGGUGUUAGGUUGUACCCUUGGCUGGUAGAUGGGUGGACAGGUGUGUAACGAGAUUGUUUUUACCUGUCCAGACAGAAUGAGGAAAGGUACAGAUUUAUGGACAAUUAUCCUAUUCUUCGAGAUAUACAGGAUAGAUGUGUUAAAGGACAGAUCACUCACCUGUCCGAAACAAACUUUUGAGGUGCGAAGUAAUUAAACAAGCUUCCUGUGACAAUGUAAAGCAAUGAUAGAUAUUAUUUACCAGCUGUCCAAGACAAUCUGGUGAGAUAUAAACAGGUACAAAUCCUCCCUGUGUAAAGCAAGAAUGGACAUGACUUAAUUGUCCAGACAAACUUGUGAGGUGUAGAGUAGAGAAAUGUCCCAGUAUAAAGCUAGGAUCAAUGGGACUUACCUGUCCAAACAAAAUGGUUAGGUUUGGAGCAAGACACCUCCAGGUAUAAAGCAAGGAUGGAUAUGAUCUACCUGUCCAGCAGGUGUAUAAUGAUAAAGACUGUUUAUAUAGUGAGAUCAGAAUUACCCAUGUAGGUGAAUCAAGGGAAAAAUAAUUGACAUACUCUGUCAUUCUGCUUGUGAUUGUUGUAUGAAUAAUUUUCAAGAGGUCAAGCUACUUAAGGGUAAUUGAGUGGAGCUUAUUAAGACACAGGUCCUUGCCUCAGAGACUGACAGUUCUCUGUAGGUCAUGACUGAAUUGGAUCCACAUGUGACACUUCAGGUGACUACAUGUGACACUCAAGGUAACUGCAUCUGGUACUCAGGGUAACUACAUGUGACAUUCCGAAUAACAACAUUUGGCAUUCCGGAUUACUUCAUGUUGCAUUCUGGGGAACUAGAUGUGACACUCUUGAGUUACUGCAUGUGGCACUGAAGGUAACUAUAUCUGGUAAGUUAACAGUGGAUGUCUAUAACUUCCUUUGGAUGUUUUUUAAAACUGGACCAAUGAAUUGAACGAGCAAGUGCGCACUAAUCACAUAAUGACUAGGUUCCACAUAUGGUGCUGUCAUAUGACCAGGUACCGUAUGGGGUGUUGUCAUAUGACCAGGUACCACAUGAGGUGUUGUCAUAUGACCAGGUACCAUAUAUGGUGCUGUCUUAUGACCAGGUUCCACAUAUGGUGCUGUCAUAUGACCAGGUACCACAUGUGGUGCUGUCCUAUGACCAGGUACUAUGCAUGCAGUGCUAUCCUGAAAAUGUGAAAUGUGUCAAUCUAUAUUUACUUUGCCUUAAUCUGACCAAGACAUUUUGUGAAUAUAACAUUUCAUCAAUUCCAUUGACUUGGCAAUUUUUGUUUUGUUCAAUGUUACUUUUUUAUUUCGUACAUUUCCAUGUUAAGCACCACAAGUUGUCAGUCUGCCUUGCGCAUACAUGUCCAUUUAAUUUUUCGCAUGCCAGUAUUUUGCUUUGUUUCUUGUCAUAAUGUGAUAGAAACAAUUUUUUCGGGAUUUUGUUUUGUAAAUGGACCUAUGUUGUUUCGCACUUUUUAACCUGAUGUCUCAGUCUCCAGGUACUUGUGAUAUUCUCAUCGCCAAUGCUUCAUUAAGCUUCAUUAUGGCAUUUUAUCAUUGAACGAAUAGUUGUAUCUAUAAUUAAUUUAUUUGUGUGUACUUGUAUGCAUACACCCCAAGUAUUGUGACCUGUGUGUGACACAGAUGGUUUGUGAACUCAGUCUGGUCAUUAUUAUGGUGAUGCUCAAAUCUUCUUCUUAAAAUUUUCACUUCAGUUUUAGGGUAGCCUUUUUUUAAUUAUCUUAUAUAGUGUUAUCAUUUAUGACAGUAAAAUAUUGUCAUUUUCUUUUUCGGAAGUUUUGAUUUCGAAUCAUCAGUCUGUAGUUGGGUGUAUGAAGAAUUCAAUUUUUCAAGUGAUGAUUCAGUGACUUUAACAUUAAAAUCAAAUGUUACUGGGUUGUGCAAUAAGUAUACAUUCAUACGAACACCUGAAGGUGAUCGAGGAUAAAUACAUCAUAUAUAUUGGAAGAAUUUUAGGCCUAAAAGAAUCAAAUUGUAAAAUCAAAACCUGAGUUUAAGUUAAAAAUAUAAAUUGAAUGUAUUGAGAGUAAACUAUUUGAGGUCUGAAAGAAAAAGUGAAUACAUUUUUUCCAAAUGUUUGCCAUAAAUAGCUUAAACAAAUAGUUAGAAUAUUUCGCUGCACAUAUGAAGGGAGAUAACCCAACGAUUUAUGUUGGGGGAAUUUUUAGAGAUUGGACUCCCUAAAAUUAUGGUUAUACCUGCUUUGCUACCCUUCUGUGAUCUGAUUGUAAUUUGGAAGGGUAUCCUUUAUUGACUGGGAGAGACAGGGUAUCAGGCAAAAUCCACACCUAUAGAGGCAACAGAUUUCUUAUUACUUUAUUUUCAAAUAUUGGAUCUAUUUGUCAAAGACAUUUUGUCUAUUGGCUAAAAUUGCCAAAAGACCAAUGUUAUUUAUGAUCAGUUUUAGAUGUGAAAGGUGCUCUCCAAGAAAUCUGCUUCUUCAAAGACACCUGGAUCUGAUGACAACUUGCUAUGUACAUUAAUGCACUGCUUCAUGAUAUAGGAAGUACUAACUGGAACUAUAAUUUCGGAAGCCUUUUAAACAAAAACGCUGCUUUAAAUUUUAAAGAAUUGCUUAAAUUCUUAUUAAAAAGGAUAUUACUGAUAUGUGUAAUAGUUUGUCAUCCUGAGACUAACCUAUUUUGGAACUAAAGUAUUUUAAAAAUACAGAAAAAGUUUAUGAGUAUGAGAAUGUCCAUGUUAUUGAUAUGAUAAAAGUUCUCAACAUUUUUCACAGAGAUGGCUUCAGAAAUCUUGCUAUUUUUUUUGUUUUUGAAAUAAUAUACACCAAAAAGUCAACAUUAUCCAACAUCACAGGUUUUGAUUAACGAAUAUAUGUUCACAUUAUGAAAUCCCUGUUUUUUCAAUUUGCCUGAAAAUAUUUGAGUUUAUUUUUAGAGUUAACCUAGCAUUGUUUCAUCUGUGAAUUAACAUACAAGUCAUCUUCACUCGUUCCAAUGAAUUCUUGAUUACAUAUAUACAUAUGAAGAAAAUUACAAUUUCUACAUUUUCUUUUAAAGUUUAUAUAAACAAAAUAUUAAAAUGGUGCAUUUUUAGUUUUUUUGUUGCAUCAGUCAUCUUACAAUUACAUGUAGGUGAACCAUAAAUAUUUGUAUGUUUUUGUUUUAAAUUAUCAAUGUACAUGUAAAAACGUUUGUGACAGUAUUUCUUAAGGAAUUUAUAACGUAUAUCCAAAGAACAAAAAAGAAAAAAGUAAAUAAUUAUUAUAAUAUAUUAAAUUUGUAACACAGGAUUCCUCGGUUUGUUGUCCCCUAGAUCUUGUGGUAUCAGGCUUUCACCACUGUAAAACUUACACCCGAAAAAUGAGAUUGUUAAAUAAAAAACAUUCUGUUCUUAGAUUCAAAUGACAACCGUCAAAUGAUAUGUUCUUCAAAUUUGUUUGUUUUGCAAAUUAAUUGGGGUUCAAAAAGAUACAUUUUUUGAAAGCUUGUUAUAGCUCGGUCCAGAAAUUGGACAUUUCACAAAGAUUUUAUACAUAUUUAGGAUCAUAAAUUAUAACAUAUGAAACAGUUUCAAUAUUUAAAAAAAAAAAAUGCAGAAAAAGAUCAAUAUUCAGGAAUAAAACGUGUAGACAAGUUCAAAAGUUUCAUGUAUUUACUAUAUAUUUCUUAUAGGGUCAUCAAAUGUAAAUAACAAAACAAAUAUAGCGUUUUGCAGUACAUUUCGUUUUUGUUACAUCGAAAAUUAAUAUUAAUUGAACUGUCCUUUUUUAAAAUUUUGGGAUAUUAGGGGCAAUUCAUUGACACCGACUUCAUUUGUAUAUAUGCGUGUUGUUAUAAAGGGACAUAACUCCUGUCAGUCCGUUUCCACCAUACUAUGUACUUGUGAUAUUCUGUCAUCUUUCAUCCAAUCGCACAUUUUUCUUAUUUUUGAAAAGUCCUACAGAAAAUUGUUGUAUUUUUUCUAAGAUUUGUAGUUCAAGUUAUUAACAGUUUCUUAUUGUUCCUAAACAUUUUUGUCAACAAAAUUUCUUUGAUAGCAUGCAGUUCAAACUUUUGAAUUUAGUCUGUUUUAAAGUUUCAAUGUUUGUUUCCAUGAGGAUAAUAAUUCUCAAAGCAUUACAUUCGAUCAUCGUCAGUGUAACAUUUAGAGAUUUUGAAGUAAGUGGGGAUCAAAAAACUUAUAUUGCAAUAACCUUUUGUAACAUUGAAGACGAUAAUUGUUUGGCUGUUAACUCAUACUAUAUGAAACAUAAUAAACUACUGAAAAUUGUAUUGAUAAAGGAUACAGAAUAAUUGAUGAUCAGUAUUUAUACCAGGUUGUUUUAGAUGGAAUCGCCCUAUUUUAUUAUAUACCACUGGAAGAGGGAGCAUUAUGAUAUAUAUUUAUAUAUAACGUUGUACCUAGUUUGUUACUUUGAUAUUACUGGUUGGGUUUCGUGUUCCUUUUGUCUUAGAAAAAAAAUAUUUUUUUAUCAACCUAUGAUUGACUCAAGAUAAGAUCAUAUGUCUGUCAUACAUAAUCUGUCGUCAUCAGUUUUUAAACGUCUUUAUAAAACUACUUCGCCAAAAAUGGAACAAGUUGAAAAAUAUGCAUAUAUGUGAUCAAUUUGAAAAAUAGCAUCUUGUUAUGAUUUCAAAUGAACUGAAAGAAAAGUGAUAAACGUCCUCUGGGUUUCUUCAGAACAAAAGUUAAUUUUAUCUUUUAUCAUCUAUAUUGACUGUUUCAUAGAACUUUUAGAAGUUGAUUUUUAAAAAAGAAAAUGUUAAUUUUAAAUUAUUAAUUAAAGUCUUUUAAUGUCUGACUUCUUACACAAUGGUAUUGAUACAUAUAUAUUUUAUACCUGAAUGUGUUUCUUAACAAAAUGAGUCAUUCUUUCAAUUUUCAUCUCUUGUUAUUUUAAGUGUGGUCUUUUAAAGAUAAUUGUACAAGAUUUGUAUGAAAAAUCUUCUACAAUCUGAACAAUAAAAUACAUAUGUAUUUGUUAUUAUUGGUGGAAAUGUUUUGUUAAAAUUCAUAUUUUUUGGGAAGGAAUAACAACCCCUUCAUAAAUCUGGAUGUUCCAUGUCAGCAGGCGUUAAAAUUCAAACAAAAAAUGUGCAAGGAGGUUACAGGUAAUUACACAUUGUAUGACUGAAGUAUGGAAGCAGUGUGAAGCAUUAGGCAGUAACAUUUUCACAUUUAUCAUUGAUAAGACUCUAACAUAUUUUCAAAUUUUGGUAGAACAAAAUGUGAGCAAAUAAAAAGAUUCUGUUAGUCACAAUACAGAAAAGUUUCACAGCUACCACUGUAUUCCUUUUAAUUAUCUUAAAAUUCAGAAAUAUCUUCAAGCUUGCCAUUGUCUGCAGGGAACUUUCGAGGAUUUAUGAUGAAAGGUUGACUUGACAGGAGAUUUUGAUUGGUGAAGUGGCGGUCAGCUUUCCUGUUUCGAUGUUCAAUGCCAUAUAUAUAGAAUCUCAUCCCCAUAUAUAUCUGUAUCAUUCUAUUUAUAGACUCAUGUUAUUAUUGUUGUUGAUAUUUAAGCAUCAAAACCAACAGCUCAUAUGGCUUAUAAUAAAGGAUUAAACAGC